Messenger RNA from Bufo bufo (common toad), 4623 nucleotides. It is a transcript of the gene CHPF, whose product is annotated as chondroitin polymerizing factor. Gene Ontology annotation, molecular function: glucuronosyl-N-acetylgalactosaminyl-proteoglycan 4-beta-N-acetylgalactosaminyltransferase activity. The record is from RefSeq and is a predicted model, not a curated record. The transcript is spliced from 4 exons. NCBI's taxonomy places the organism in Eukaryota, Metazoa, Chordata, Amphibia, Anura, Bufonidae. Bases 533 to 2830 code for a protein of 765 amino acids. Gene Ontology annotation, cellular component: Golgi cisterna membrane.
ACGUCAGGGGGCUGCUGGGAGCUUGUUAUUAGAGGAGGAGGAGGAGGAAGAGGAGUGAAUGGGACGCGGGCUGCGGGCUCUGGAGGGGGUGAGGCUGCCUGCUACAGGAGGGCAGACGGCGUUGUGAGGAGAGCCCCCUUGAAAAGUGACUGGACUGUGUGCCCGGAGACCUGAAGCCCCCUCCUCCUCCCUGGAUACUGUAUCACAGCCUCCUCCUUACCUGUGGUCAGAGGUCUCCUUUAUGUCCUCCUUCCACUCCUAGCCUUUGGUUUCCCCUAUAUUUCCUCUUCUGUAUCCCCCUCUAUUUGCUCUGGUUACUUUGUAUCUAGAUCACCCCCAUUUUCUUCUACUACUGACUCAUUUUCCCCACAUCACCUAUUCUGUCUCACAUCCCUCCCUCCGCUAUUCCCAGCCUCUCCUCAACUGAAAAGUUUUGGGGGCUCCUCUGCCUGCGAUGACCUUGGCACACUGAGGGGGGCUCCUAUAGACGUGCAGUCCAGUGCCCCCCCAAUCUCCUGGUGUCUUAGCGGAAAUGAGACUAUCCAUGGUGUUGUCCUUGCUGCGGCCGGUGGGCCCGGUGGUGGUGGGCAUCUCCCUGGGCUUCACGCUCAGUUUGCUUAGUGUCACCUGGGUGGAAGAACCUUGUGGAAGUGGCCCAAGACUACCUACUAGGCAAGAACUUAAAGAUUCCGGGCACGAUGUGAGCAGCGUGUGGAAGCCCGUGUCUGUCCCUGCCGGUAUGGACAACAAUGAGAACUUCGAGCCCAAGAUCAUCCCGUACAAUCCUCCAGACCCCCAGAAGGUGCAGAAGAAACCCGUCCGGUCUCGCUACAUCAGCACAGAACUUGGCAUCAGAGAGCAGCUCUUUGUUGGCGUCCUGACCUCCAAGACCACCCUGAAUACCCUGGCUGUAGCCGUCAACCGGACUCUAGGCCACCGGCUGGAUAGGCUGGUCUACUUCACGGGCAUGCGCGGCCGAAAGCUCCCUCACGGCAUGACUGUGGUGACCCACGGAGAUGACCGGCCCAUCUGGAACAUGUACCAGACGAUGAAGCAUCUGCUGGAUCACUACAUCCAAGAGUACGACUGGUUCUACCUGGUGCAGGACGACACUUACACUGAGGCUCACCGGAUUUCCAAACUCGCCGCCCAUCUGAGCAUCGAUGCCGACUUGUACCUGGGCCGGCCUGAGGAGUUCAUCGGCGGUGACACCGAGGGGAGGUACUGCUACGGAGGAUUCGGCUAUCUCCUUUCCAGAAGUCUUCUGAAAAAGCUGCAGCCGCAUUUGGAAAGCUGCCGCAACGAUAUCCUGAGCGCCAGACCCGACGAGUGGCUCGGGAGAUGCAUCAUCGAUUACACCCACGUCAACUGCGUCGAAGUGCACGAGGGAAUUCGGUAUCGUUACUUUGAACUUGGGAAGAACGUGGACCCUGAAAAGGAGAGUGACCCCCGCUUUAAGGUCGCCUUCACCGCCCACCCGGUCCUGGAUCCGGUGCAGAUGUAUCGUCUACAUAAGCACUUUGCUCAGCUGGAACUGGAGAAGACCUACCAAGAAAUGGAGCAGCUACAGCGCGAGGUGCAGAACAUAAGCAGCCUGACAGUAGAGGGAGAGCAGUCUGCCACGUGGCCUCUAGGAAUCAACCCUCCAUUCAAGCCCAGGACACGCUUCGAAGUCCUGAAGUGGGAUUACUUCACUGAAGACCAGACCUUCUCUUGUAUUGACGACGCUCCAAAGUGUGAGCUGAUCGGGGCCGACCUUGCCGACGUGACCGAUGUCAUCAGCACAGCCAUUGACGAGUUAAACCGCAAAUACCAGCCGGUGUUGCACGUGCGUAAACAGCAGCUCCUGAAUGGCUACCGGCGUUUUGACCCAACGCGAGGCAUGGAAUACACGUUGGAUCUCCAGUUGGAGCUGGUGACUCAGAAGGGUCACAGCCGCUCCAUUACAAAGAGGGUCCAUCUGGUCCGUCCGCUUAGCGAGGUAGAGAUCAUCCCCAUGCCGUAUGUGACUGAAGCCAGCCGCAUCAACAUUAUCCUACCCCUGACGGCGCAGGACCGGGAGCACGCUGCACGCUUCCUCCAGGCCUUCGCAGACAUCCAAGGCAAUGAAAACUCUCUGCUUACCCUGCUCUUCAUCUACGACCCCUUCCAAGCUCAGCAGGUCAGCCAAAAUGACAUCUUCGUCCAAGUCAAGAGCCAGAUCUCAGAGUACGAACGCAAGCACCACAACAUCAAGAUCCCCUGGAUCAGUGUGAAGACCGAUGCUCCUUCUCAGAUCCGCCUCAUGGACAUCAUCUCCAAGAAGCACCCGGUGGACACCCUGUUUUUCCUGGCAGGUGUCGGCAGCCACGUCGGCAUGGAAUUCCUCAACCGUUGCCGCAUGAACACCAUCAACAACUGGCAGGUCUUCUUCCCCAUUCACUUUCAGGGUUACAGCCCCGAGGUGUCUGAGCACGGCCAACAGUCUCCUUCGGGAACUCUAGAACUCGUACGGGACGCAGGCCGCUUUGACAGGGAUGUCUUUGAGGAAGCUUGUUUCUACAACGCCGACUACAUGGCGGCCAGGACAAAAAUGACUGCCGAUGCUCAAGAGAACGAGGAAAUCUUGGAGAUGAUAGAUAUUUAUGAGAUGUUUAUUCGCUACUCUGGGCUCCAUGUUUUCCGGGCUGUGGAGCCGGCCCUCCUCCAGCCAUACCGUACAAGAGCUUGUAACCCGCGUCUCAGCGAGGAAAUCUACCACCGGUGCGUGCAGAGCAAUCUGGAAGGACUGGGCUCUCGCUCCCAGCUGGCCAUGCUGUUAUUCGAGCAGGAACAGGGGAACAGCACCUGACCACAAUGUUAAGGGCCAUGCCUCAGACCGAGUGCGGUCAUGGGGCGAUCGAGACCCUCAGACUGUUGUAACCUUUCCAGGACACUGAAACAGGUGCCAGGAACCAAGCCUUGGCGGCACCUCCCAUAAUUGCAGGUCACGGUCUACAGCCUUGGCGAUUAGACUGACAUACAAACUGACGUGUGGUUGGACGCGAGGGGGCCUCCCCCUUCAAUAAUGGACCUCUGUGUUUUGUGCUCUCUGCACCCACUUUGCCAUCACUGCUGCUUCUACUACCUGCUUGGAAACUGAAGGACUCAUUACCCAGCGGUACGAGCACCCGUCUUUUUAGAAACUCCCGAAAAAGAACACUUGAAUACAAAAAAAAAAAAAAAUAUACAAAAAAUUGUCCUAUCUUUGUGAACCCUUUAAUUUAUGUCUGUGGUCUGUUGGUUUUAUAAUAUUUUUACUUUGGACUCUCAGAAGGCUUUCACGUUGUCCUGUCCCAUUGGGCGUUUUUUUUUUUUUUUCAUUUUUAUUAAAUCCAAAUGGUCCGUUCUCUUUGGCCCAUCCCCCGCACACCAUUCACUCUGUACUGUGUAGAUGUGUGUGUGAUUCUCCUCUUGCUCAGUCAGCCAUGAAAGUUGGUGUGUCUGCAGAAAAAGCUGCACGGUGUCAUCUGAGGGCUAACACUCCACCCCAAAUGGCGUUUUGCAUCUUUGUGUUUAACGUUUUCAAGAUCUCUGCUUGCUGUCAGUGAAUGAAACCAUUCUUGCUUACAUCCAGAGACUGCACGCCUGUCCUGAUUUCGUCCGGGUGCCGCACAGUUUCAGCAAAUAAAGCUAUUUACUCUAAUACUUUCUGAAAACUGAAGAACAGAGACCAUCUCUGCUUGCUGUCAUUCUAUCAGAGCUUUCAUUCUUCCACGGGAUAUAAAUCUGUCCUGGUCAUGUGACAGACACACAGGGGCACGCCCCCAUUCUUGUUCGGGUAUGUUCACAUGGAGGUUUUUAUCACAUGGAUUCGGAAUAUGUUCAGAAAUCCACACGGAAUUCACUUAAAAUCCGUCUCCCAUGGCUUCCAAAUCGGCGUGUCCCUUUCAGUUAUCGGAACGGUUAUGUAAUGAGCCGUGCACCCAAUCAUGUAACCCCCUGAAAGUAAAUCUUGAAGGUUCAUGUUAAUUGACAGCAAGCAGAGAUCUUUAAAACCAUAGCAAAUUGAUACAGAAAGUGUAUAGCAAACGGUUAUGUCAUUCUACAAGGCAUAAUAGUUGCAUGUAAUUCCCUUUUUCAGUGUAUCAUUCACUGACUGCAAACAGUGAUCUUAAAAGGGCACAAAGUCUAUUAGAAAUCUGCAGUGUUUGUUGAGAUUUUUUUUGUUUUUGUAUUUUUUGCAUCAAACAGAAAAAUCCUAUAAAAAAAAGCUCUGAUUUGAUGUUUUUUAUUUGAAUAUCGGAGGGAAUUGCUGCUGCACGGAAGUUCCACUGAAGCCAAUGAGGAGCUGUUUGUGGCAGCCUGUACCCCGAGACUGGUACAUCAGACUAUUUCCUGCUCUAAACCAGAGCUUCCCCUUUAAGACCCGGUGACUACACUCCUGCAUUUCUAGAACUUGAACGUUGUAGCUCUGUACUGAUUUCGCACUGGGGACAGAUGAGGCGCGGGGCAGCGAUCAUUCCGAAGACUUUAUAGAUUUCUUUAUAGACACCCCAGGCUCCUCCUUGAAAGCAAUCAUUUUUAUAUUAUAAAUCUAUUUAAUAUUUGGGGGGUUUGUCAUUGAUUUUAAAUAUUACUACUUUAAUAAAAAUGCAACAAAAA